Mytilus californianus (California mussel) is the source of this 2291-nucleotide messenger RNA. RefSeq lists its product as uncharacterized. The record is from RefSeq and is a predicted model, not a curated record. Lineage: Eukaryota; Metazoa; Mollusca; Bivalvia; Mytilida; Mytilidae. Bases 266 to 1978 code for a protein of 570 amino acids. The transcript is spliced from 3 exons.
UAUAGGUUUGAAGAACUUAAUCAUUAGAUGUAAUGAUUACUUUGUUAACUGUGACGUCGACAGAAGACUGCAUACCAGAAUAAAAAGUUCAGGUAUUCCUUUAGAAAUCGAUUUGAGUGGGAACCAAAUAUUAGAUUUUUCUAAACUUGUGUUCACAUCAUAUCAUGUUGAGAGAAAAACUCUUUCAUCUACGUUUUGGAAAAAUAUUUUUUUGCCUGUAAUUGAAAACAAAGACUCCAAUUUAUGUCUAUUGUUACUGACCAUCAUGACUGAUAUGACCUAUGAUCAAUGGAAAGAAUGUCAUCAUUAUGUGUUGGAAGGUUUGUCCUCGUCAUUGAUCAACCAAGACAAAGAUACAUCAAAAGUAAUAGCUUGGUUUAUUGCAAAGAAGUUAUUUCUAAGCCUCGAUAAAUCAAUUCGAGAAAAUGUAACUGAUAUCUGGCCGGCAUUUAUGUGCAAUUGUCACAGAAAACAACAAAUAUGUUGUUCCGACAAAAUUGUAAUAAAUAUUGAGAUGAACAAAUUAAGACCAGAUUUACCAGACACCUUUUGGAAAACAGACAUUAAUUAUAUCUUUGAUGACAGAGUCAUUAAUAAAGAAUGUAGUCAAGUACACAAACAUUUACAAAAUUCAAGUGGUAAAAUUCAGUUUUCAAAUAAAAAAUCAAUAUCAGGUGUGGAUGCAAAACACCUUUUUAUGGAACACAACAAUUUAACAUUGAUUUGCAAGUCGUCAUUUAAGUCAACUGGAUUUCUAAAAGAGAAACACAAGGUCAUUGAACAAUCAUGUUUUCAACUUUACUGUAAGAGAAAAGGAUUAAUACCUAUAGGCGAAAAUCAUUUUCCGAGCUCGUUCAAUGGGUUGAUAACAGAUGUCUUGGAAGGAAGUCCUCAUUUUUUAUCACAACUGAAGAUUGGUAAUCAGGUCGGAACAGAUGAGUAUAAAAGGGGUACCCUUGGGGGUUUCGUUCAGGUGCGGGGAGAUAAAGCAUUUCUGACAUGCCUUCAUGUAUUCUUGAGCGCAGAUGAACUUGCAUCGGACAAUCUUUCACUUGAUGACGAAAAGACGCUACCAGUGAAACUAUAUAGGAAGAACGAACACCCACUUAUAUGCGGUAAAAUUAGGGACAUAGCAUUCGAAGUUGAUAAUGAGAAAGAAACAAGCAUUGACGCAGCUUUGGUUGAAAUACAAACAGACAGUAUUGAAAAUUCUGAUUAUGUUGAUAUAGAUGAACGAAAGUUAUCCUUUAGAGAUAUAGCCAUGAAGUCAGAGUAUCUAAAUGAUAGCUGUGUUGACUACAGAUCUCUAUGCUUUUCCACACCAAAACCAAUAUUACAUACUUUCUGCGUAGGCGCUAUUUCGGGAUUUCAGGAAAGCAGCAGAACACAGGUUCAUGAAAAUAAAGACAAAAAUAUUGAUUUGGAAUCCAUCGAGGACACAUACAGUAAGGCCGUUCUCGACGAAAUUAAAACAAAUGUAAAAAUUGUUAUCCAGUCUCUUCAACUAACUCCUUUAAUAGUUCCUCCAGACGAACAUGCAAUCAAAAUGAAUAUUGAACAGAACUGUGAUCCUAAUAUAUCACCUGAAAUCAAAGCAAUCGUUAUUGACGUAAUAAAAAGUAUUUAUCCAACAAUUCAAUGUACCGGUGGUGUUGAUAUUGACAGCUUUAUUCAUGAAAUUAUAUUCUGUAAUACACAGAGUAGAUUUUCAGCAAUAAUAGGAGAUGUCCAUAUGCAGCAAGCAAUCCUGAAGAAGACCGGCCAAAAUAUGGCUGUAAAAAGAACAUCACGCAGAGUUUACAAUCAGCUUUACAUAUCAAAUAUACCGUUUCAGCCAGGUGAUUCAGGAACGUGUAUAUAUGUGCUUAAUCCGGUUCAGGGUUGUAUAGGAAUGGCAAUCGCUGACCAUCCACAAGGAGGUUGUAUAGCAACUCCUAUAAUGGACAUUCUCAAACAUUUCAAGAUAAGAAUCAAGUGAAAAAUGUCAAAACACUGUACAUAAACUUUAUUUUAGGUUUAAUGAACUCAACAAGAUAUGCAUAUACUGUAUACUUUAUUUCUGUAUUUGAACCGAAUGCUAAAAUGUUUUUUUCAAUAAUAAUUAUAAUCUUGGUCAGAGUAAUCACUAAUUUCAAUUUUGUAUUCUUCCAUACAAGCUUUUAUACAGCAAAUGGCUUUUUUAUCUGAAUGUUAACUGGUGUUCGUUUUACUAGAAUAUUAUAUAAUUAUUGCUAGACAUUAAUCUUGAACAUCCCUUUUUUUAAAUAAAAGUUGAUUAUUAGAAAUAUAAA